AUGACGACUCCUUUCGCACUUGGAGGAGCCCGAUGGAUCUGGGUCCCCGCAUUCGACGACGCCGCCGCCCCCGCGCAAUUCGUCUCGCUCCGAAAGACAUUCCAGCUGGACCAAGUUCCCGAGCGGGAUGUUCUUCUGCAUGUUUCGGCCGACACCAGAUAUCGCUUGUAUCUGAACGGUCACUCCAUUAGCUUCGGCCCAUGCAAGAGCUACGCGGGAAGGUGGAACUAUGAGACGGUCAACGUUACGCCGUACCUCACAACGGGGCUCAACGUUUUGGCCGCCCGUGUGCUGCGCUUUUCGAGCAGCCAUCCGGGAUGUUUGUCCAUGAUUCGCACUGCGUUGCCUGGUUUUAUUCUUUGCAGUGAUCUGCCCAGACAGAGCAUCAACACCGACGAGUCGUGGAAGGCAAAGCUAGAUACUGGCGUGUAUAUGGCAGAUGCAUCGGAAUGGGACUACCGACUUGGCCCCUCCUUCUUGAACAUCAACGAGAGGGCCGAUGGAGAAUUACUUCAUCGCGGAUAUGCCCAGCCUGAGUUCGACGACUCAGCAUGGGAGGCUUCUAUCGUGAUUAAAGCCACUGGCAAGAUGUCGCCCAUGCUUGACCCGCGCCGCCUCACACCCCGCCAGAUCCCAUUUUUAUCUGAGGAUGUUGCCAAGUUUGACGGAGUGGUGACCUGCUCUGGGCCAACUUCUUCCGAGGAGUGGACUGCUCUCAUAUUGGGUGAGAAGCCGCUGUCUCUUGCCUCCAACUCAACCCAUACCGUCGAUAUCGAGGUUAAGGCCCUCACUACCGGUUUCCUUGAUUUCGUAUGCCAAUUCGACGGAGACAUCCAAGCCAGACCCGAAAUCGAGCUCCUCUGCUCCGAGUGCUACGAGCCAGCGUUCGAAAUGGGCCAACCUCGACGCAAAGGAGACCGAACCGAUUUCCGCAACGGCACUCUUUACGGUCCCGUGGACAUUUAUAAGCCGCACGUCGGGUUGAACCACUACAGCCCUUUCUGGUUCCGCACCUUUCGCUACGUUCGAAUUACGAUCAAGACUGGCGCUGAACCGUUCGUCGUCAGCAGAUUUUCAUACCGAUCGACCCAUUACCCUCUUGAUGUGGCGACCACCAUACAGACAUCGUCUACGUUAGUAAAUAACCUGUGGGAUAUCAGCCUUAACACCCUCAAGAACUGCCUGCACGAAACAUACGAAGAUUGUCCCUUCUACGAACAGAAUCAAUUUUCCAUGGACUCUCGCAGCCAGAUCCUAUUCACCUACCUCCUCUCCCGCGAUGACCGCCUCGCCAGGAAGACCAUGCACGAAUUCUACGCCUCGCGCCGCGAUGAUGGCUUGGUGGAAACUCACUACCCCAACCCUGCGCGCUGCAUCAACAUUCCCACGUUCUCUCUCUUCUGGGUCUUGAUGGUGUACGAUCACAUGGUGCACUUUGGCGACGAGCGCCUGGUGAAGGAGUACCUGGGUGCUAUUGACGGAGUACUCAAUUACUUUGACCAACGGAUCGGCGAGUUAGGUCUCGUUGGCCAGUUUGAGGGAGACUCAUGGGCGUUUGUCGACUGGAUCGACGGCUGGAUCACACCCGGCAAGGGAUUCUUGGGCAUGGCUGUUCCGCCCGCUUAUUACCAGACUGGCAGCGCCACCUUUCACAGCCUGCUUUACGCAUACACUCUGCUCAAAGCCAGCGAGCUCUGCAAGUUUGUCGGGCGGAAUGACACGGCCAAGGAAUACGUUUCUCGCCAGCAGAGCAUCGUACAAGCUGUCCGCGGGCAGUGCUUUGAUGAGGCCACUGGCCUAUUCCUCGACGGACCCAAAGCAGCAGGGCAGUUUAGCCAGCACGUACAGACAUUUGCAGUCCUGUCGGGAUGUCUCGAAACCAACGACGCAGCCCGUGAAUUGAUGAGCAAGACAAUUGCCCGCCACGAGGAGUUCUCAAUGGCCAAGGCCAGUUUCGCCAUGGGCUUCUACCUAUUCCGCGCCGCAAGCGAGGCCGGUAUCUACGAGGAAAGCUGGCCGACGUUGAUCCAGCCUUGGCAGAAGAUGAUAUCGCAUAACCUGACAACGUGGGCCGAGAGCGAGAGCAGCGUGCGCAGCGACUGCCACGGAUGGAGCGCCACACCAUUGUACGAGAUUGGCACAGAGAUCCUAGGCGUGAAGCAGCGGAGCAGGGAGUACUUGAAGCGCCUUGGGAAGGAAGGGACGGAAAUCAUGGUUGCGCCGCGGAGGUCUUUAGUCGAGGAUAUUAGCGGGUCGGUUCCGGUUGGAGAUGAGGAGGUUGUCUUGGUUAAGUGGGGAAAAGGAUUGGAUAUGACGGUAGAAGCCUCAAAGGGCCAUGAGGUUUCAGUCACCAUGGGCUGA
Messenger RNA from Ilyonectria robusta, 2361 nucleotides. Its product is annotated as bacterial alpha-L-rhamnosidase-domain-containing protein. Lineage: Eukaryota; Fungi; Ascomycota; Sordariomycetes; Hypocreales; Nectriaceae. Bases 1 to 2361 code for a protein of 786 amino acids. The transcript is spliced from 3 exons. The record is from RefSeq and is a predicted model, not a curated record. Gene Ontology annotation, biological process: carbohydrate metabolic process.